GAAAUCUUAUGUUAAAUCCUUGAAGGCCCCCACGCAGAGUCUGGACGACUGGGUGCUCGCUCUGACUCUGAGUCUGAGUCCUAGUGCGUUUCAUCGCAUACUUGGCCAUCGACACUUAGGCAAACUUCUUUUUAUAGGUUUGAAGGAGCUCUGCAGGCACACUGAGCACCCAGCGCAGGAAAUCGAGCGCAUCAUAUUAGAGAGCAGACAGGAUGCCAGUCGAAGUAGCAGGCACGGUCUCCACGUUUGGGCAACAGAGUCUUUCGACAAAGCCGACAGAGCCUCGCACGAAAAUUGGUACGUCCACGAGGACGGACAAGCUCGCGGGCGCCCAAUACGAGGCGAAACUACUGGGUGGAACAAGCAAGGGAGUGACCACCAACCUUGUUAGCGGCUUUGGUUUGCAGCCCAGCUCCAGGGCUCAAUCAGCGCCAUCUUACAGGUUUGGCAGCCGGUUCCAGCUUGAUCAUGAGGCCGGAGAGUCCAGGCAGGGCUCCCGACUUGGACCGGGUGGCGAGACGGGCGGCGAGGCGCCGCGGUACGGGAACCCUGGGCCUGGAGCCUACAGUUCCCCGCGCCUGCAGCCUGAUUCCGUAGGCCGCCAGGUCCAGUCCAUUAACACCACGGAGCCCACAGCGCGCGUGGGCACCGAGCGGCGCUUCGGCAUCUUCAAAGACGAGUUCGCCACGCCCUCGCCCGGUUCUUUCAAGCCCGCAUCCGGUUGGAUUGGCGACGCGCCGACCUACUCCUUCCACGGCGGCAGCCGCCGCGCGGACAUGGCCAAGGGGCUGCCCGGCAACACCCCAUCGGCGCUGCAGUCGCCUGGCGCCGGCACCUACGAGGCACCCUCGGCCCUGUUCAACCAGGCCUCCUCAAAAAAGCCCACCGCGCCCCGCACCCGUGUGGGCACCGCAGGCCGCGACCAGCAGCGCAAGGUGUUUGUGUCUAAGGGCCACGAGCGCGAGUCGCAGGGUGCGCACUCCCCCAGCCCAAACGCCUACUCGCCAAAGCACACGUUCAACAGCAAGGUCAAGAGCAGUGGCGGGUGGGGCUUUGGCAGUGGCGACCGGUUCUCGGAGGUGAAGAGCAACAACGGGAAGGAGCUCAAGGUCCUGACCCCGGGGCCGGGCUCUUACGUUGUAUGAGUUCGUCGUUGCUGAAGCGUCUAUGUUAUGGCUUAUGUGCGAGUGAUGACACUUGGCACGAAGUUUGGUGGCAAUGUGUGUUGAGUUGGGACUCGUUGAGUGCUGUGCUGCUGACAAUACCGCCGUGGGAGUCCAGGUCAAAGGCUCUUUGGCGCACGUACCAGCUUUGAGGGUGUGCGGGCUGCCCCAUGGUCUGGCACGUUGUUUAGGUGCAGUGCAGCUUUGGGAAUCCUUACCUACCAAAUGACUGGGUAGGGCCACGUUUACAAGGUCGCCGGUAGGCUUCUGUAGCUAGUACGAGCCUGCCCGACUUCCGCGGAAUCUCGCGAAAUCCCGAGUUGCUUGACCGGAAGGCUAGUUGGCGCACGACACUGAUACGGUAUGCAGGGGAGCGCGGCAGGACUGCAGGGUGCGUGGGGUAAGCAGAGGACACUGAGGACUGGGAAGAAGGAUGUGAUUCCUUAUCAAAAUGGCAGGCACAAGUCGGGGUAUGCAGCAUAGGUGACCGGAAGGCAAAGUAAGAUAGAUUUAGCGCCCAGAUGCGCGCCGUGAAGGAGGCGUUCAGGCAGGGUUUGGACGCAUUGGCAGCACGCGUUUGCUCGGGUAUUGUGCAGUUGCAGGUUGUGGGCGGAAAACGCGCUCAGAACCUGGUUGAUGGAAGAAGAUGGCUCCCGUGUAAAAGCUGGAGGAUGCAAUGGGUGGAUGGAGUGGGUUUGUAACACAAGUAACAACUA
Molecule: messenger RNA, 1879 nt
Organism: Chlamydomonas reinhardtii
Lineage: Eukaryota; Viridiplantae; Chlorophyta; Chlorophyceae; Chlamydomonadales; Chlamydomonadaceae
Exons: 5
Coding region: 213-1145 (310 amino acids)
Source: RefSeq, a predicted model, not a curated record